GUAUAUUUCAUCCAAGUGACCUGAUGACCUGAUGAUAAUGUCUUAUUUUAUCUUUAUGUGAUACAGACGGACCGUGAUGUUUCUCCUUCUACAUUUGAUACUGUUGGCGACACAGCGUGACAGUGAUGCCGCUGCCUUGGCGAUAACUGCCAGGUUUAGGAAUGGAGACUUAGACUUUGUGUGGACAAACACCUCUCAGAAUAAUUACGAGAUCUUCCUAAGCAAGGAUGGCAGGAGUGACCCAUGGGUCAGGGUGUUUAGGACCCAGUACAGCAUAGCGGAUAUAAUGAUGUAUAACUCUGUAAGGAUAACUGUUUUUGACCAAAAAACAAGGUCAAGUUACCAACAUACGUAUGAAGUCUUGAAGUUUGAAACUGAAGCUGGCAAAUCCACAAAUGUGACGUUACCAACAGAAUGUACAGAAAAUGCGACUUUCAUUUUUAUCAUAAAAUGGAGAAAUGAUAACAACACUGAUGUUAAAAAGAUAUUGUUGAAAGAAAACAGUCACGUUAUCGAGAAGACAUCGAAGUAUGCCGUUUACUAUGGCCUACCUGUCUCAGGAGAGACGGCGUUAGAAAUAAGGGGGGUAACCCUGUCUGACGCUGCGUAUUACUCUUGUGGUAACAGGACAGACGACGCUUUAUCUAGACAGGGAGUGAUUCUCGUAGUCCAUCAAAAACCAAUCCAACCCACUCUAAGAACAGACAGACAUACCAAAGGUGAUGGUGUAGUGGUUGGCACAUCAAUUAAGCUGACGUGUUCCAGUAACUCAACAUCGUCUCCUCACUACUACUCCAAAGUCGCCUCCUUGUCAUACGCCUGGUUUGUUGGUGAUGAGACACUAAGGGAAACCGACAGUACACUUACAAUUAAAGUCACAAGGAGAAUCAGGAAUAAAACCAUCACGUGCACUGCAGAAGACUUUCUGGAGUCAAUUCAUAGCGAGGCUUUGCGCAUCAUCCCAUUGUACGGACCAGAAACAAUCGAGAUCAUCCCUCAACCACCAAUUCAGAGAGAAAAUAAAGUCAUAAUAACUGAAGGUAUGGUAAUAGGUCCAUAUGACUGCGCAGCAGACUGUAACCCACCAUGUGACGUCACGUGGUCACAUGCCAACUCCACGGGAUCCAGUUAUGCUUUGGUACAAGGAGAACAGACAUUGCAACAUAUCGUUAGCAGAGAAAUGGUGUCGUUCAGCUGUCGUGCUGAGGGGAAAUUUGGCCAGCCGAUAGAGAGGACGAUUCUUCUAGACGUAAUCUAUAUGGAUCUUCCAUUAGUAUACAUCAAUGAAGAACAACGAAUACAGGCAGAUAUACGUGAAGGAAAAACAUUACAUGUAUCGUGUUUUGUAAAUGGUAACCCGACUCCAAGAGUGCGACUUAGUAAGGUGAAGGACAGCGGGUCAGCCAUCCUAUCUGAGGUCACUGGUCCUUGGUCAAACUACAGCUCCGACCGUGGGACCCAGUGUUCUGAUACAGGGGCAUUUGACUGUGUAGGAAUGGCGGCUGGACUGGGAACAGAGAGUGUCAAGUUCAACAUUAACGUACUGUGUGAGGCCCGACGAGAUAUCCACGAAAUGCUGAACAUAUAUAACGGAACUGUUAUUGGAUUUGAAGACACAGUUAUAGUAAAAAUACCCGUGAUUGCAAACCCUUCACCAGUCGCUAAAAAGGUUUCGUGGCUGGACCUUGAUGAUCAGGCAAUCAAUGUUAAAACUGUCGUCUUACACCAGGGUAACGUCAGUUACAGACAUCUGAUUAUCAGUAUCGUCCCAUGGAACGGCGUGGAACAGAACAGGAUGUAUACUGUAAAUUAUGGUGGACGUCUUCUAACAAAAAUCACCAUAGACUCAAAAGAUUUGCAGAAACCCGCAUCUGAAAGAUUUCAGAACAGAGAGUUGCGUUUUCUUAUCUCUAUUUGCCUGUCCGUUGUGCUUGGUGUAUCAUUACUGGGUGUGACUGUUGUUAUGUGUCGCAUGAAGGGCCGACAAACUGAUCCAUCGAACCAGGAUAUAGUUCAGGUUGAGGACCAAGGAACAAUUAAUUUCUAUGAGCAGGCAACGAGCAGUGAUAAUAACCAUUUGUACUCGACAUUGGAUACAAUGGAAAAAGAAACGACACAUUAAGUCAAUUAAGAACAUGGACAAUGACAAGAUUUACUCAAGAUGAUGUGUCUGUGGUCCGUGCUUUAACAUUACAUUCAAAUACAUUCGAUGUUUAACAUAAAUAAUUUUUUGUUUUUAAUAUAAACAGAGGCCAAUUUAUAAACCAUAAGACUUGCCAUAAUCUAAUAAAUGUGAUAUGUACUGUCAAGUAAAACUGUAAUAACAAACUAUGGAAUAAUCCAGAUAUUUAAGCAUUAAAAUUCAAAUUUUUUCCUACAUCUCUAAACAGAGCUUUUCAUCGAAAGAAACUUAAUAUAGCCUAAAAUAGCCCCGACCAUUUACACACUUAGAUUUCAAACAUAAUAUAAGUUAAGUUUUCUGUACAAGAACUGAUUUGUUGUUAUGAUUACCCCUUAAAAACAACAAGGAAAUAAUUUAAUGUAUGGCUGUAUUUAAAGUGGGACAAAAGAAAGGAUUAUGAAGGACUUUGCAAAUAUCGAUCAUUUAUCCGAAAUGGGUCAAUACAUGAUAAGUCUCUAAUUAAAAAUAAUUCAAUUUGUUGUGUUAUAUCUUUUUUUGCAAAACAUGAAUCUAAAAGCAAUGAUAAGAAUUGAAGAUUUAUUAGUUAAUUUAUUAAUUACUGCAUGUACCAAGGACAAAAAAUGAAAUAAAAACGCACUUGUGAUAGGGUGAUAUUUCAUAUUAAUUACUGCAUAUUAAUAAAGUAUAUUAUAUAUGCUAGAUAAGUUAAUGACAUAUAGUGAAAUGUAAAUUUAUUUAAAUGUAAAUUAUCAUGAGUGAAAACUAAGUGUUUGAGCAACACUCAUUAUAGUUAUUUUAACAAUCUAAACCUAGAUAACCUUAAUGUAGUUUUAAAAGUAUUGAUUAUAUGUAUAUAGAUUCCAUACCUGAAGAAUAUAUCAGGAUCAUGCAGAUGCAGAUCAAUGAGGUUUGUGUCACACAUAGGUAUGCAUAUAUAUAAAUAUCAGAUUUGAUACUUAUUGCCUAAGUUAUGUUUAAUAUGUUUUAUUUAUUAAAAAUUGAUAACUAAAUUAUUAAUUACACAGGAUAAAUAUUAUUGAACUAUUUAUAUAUCAGUUAGUUCUGUGAUAAGGGGAAUAACUCUUGCUUGUAAACUGUGCUUGGCAAAAUCAUGAAAUGGAUGUUUUGAUUCUUAAACAAUGCAAUAAUAUAUUAUGUGUGAUCUAUUUUAUUUUU
This is a messenger RNA of Magallana angulata, 3319 nucleotides long. RefSeq lists its product as uncharacterized. NCBI's taxonomy places the organism in Eukaryota, Metazoa, Mollusca, Bivalvia, Ostreida, Ostreidae. The transcript has 9 exons. Gene Ontology annotation, cellular component: cell-cell junction. Bases 77 to 2122 code for a protein of 681 amino acids. Gene Ontology annotation, biological process: cell-cell adhesion. Gene Ontology annotation, molecular function: cell adhesion molecule binding. The record is from RefSeq and is a predicted model, not a curated record.